Molecule: messenger RNA, 1924 nt
Organism: Ahaetulla prasina
Lineage: Eukaryota; Metazoa; Chordata; Lepidosauria; Squamata; Colubridae
Gene: HS6ST1
Product: heparan sulfate 6-O-sulfotransferase 1
Exons: 2
Coding region: 498-1724 (408 amino acids)
Cellular component (GO): membrane
Molecular function (GO): heparan sulfate 6-sulfotransferase activity
Source: RefSeq, a predicted model, not a curated record
GGAGGCGGCGCUGUGCAUGCUGGGCUCAGAUCAUGGUGGGGCUUGGCAAUAGGAAGCCAGGCAGGAAGGACUCGAACUAGCGUGCGGCGGCGAGCGAGCUAGCGCUUAGACAGAAGACUUGCGGAUCGUGCGAGCCGAUCGCCUGGCUAGAUCGGAGCUGGAGUGAAAGGGGAAGCAAAGUCCCGUAGGCAGAGGCGGGACGGGGCUGCGAGGGAGGCGGAACCGGGGGAGGGGGUCAUUUGGAACCGCGCUGUACGCCCCCCUCUCCCCCGUUUUCGCCUCCCCCUUUUGCCGAUCUGACUGAAGGAGAAGAGAGAGGGGGGGGAAAGGAGAGGGGCAGGGAAUCCCCGCUUCUUGCAAAGGGAGGCGCCGGUUUGGUUGUCGGUACUGGUGCGUGAAGCAAAGCCGAGACAAGAGGAGCGUAUUUCGGCGCCGCCAACCCCUCUAGGAACAGCCGCCGCCGCCGCCGCCUCCCCAUUGCCGGGAGAUGGUGGCAUAUGAAGCGCGCUGGAAGGACCAUGGUUGAAAGGAACAGCAAGUUCCUGCUGAUCGUGGCGGGAUCGGUGUGUUUCAUGCUCAUCCUGUACCAAUAUGUAGGGCCGGGGCUGAGUCUGGGCUCGCCGAGCGGCCGCUCGUACCAGGAUGAGCUGGACCUCUUCCCCACUCCGGACCCGCACUACGUCAAGAAGUACUACUUCCCCGUGCGGGAGUUGGAGCGCCAGCUGGCCUUCGACAUGAAGGGGGACGACGUGAUCGUCUUCCUGCACAUCCAGAAGACUGGCGGCACCACCUUCGGCCGCCACCUGGUGCAAAAUGUGCGUCUCGAGGUCCCCUGCGACUGCCGACCCGGGCAGAAGAAAUGCACCUGCUACCGGCCCAACCGCCGAGAGACCUGGCUCUUCUCGCGCUUCUCCACGGGCUGGAGCUGCGGGCUGCACGCCGACUGGACCGAACUCACCAACUGCGUGCCCGGCGUCUUGGACAAGCGAGAGAGCGCCGCGGUCAAACCUCCCAGGAAGUUUUAUUACAUCACUCUGCUAAGGGAUCCUGUGUCCCGUUAUCUCAGUGAAUGGAGGCAUGUCCAACGAGGAGCUACCUGGAAAACAUCCUUGCAUAUGUGUGAUGGCCGGACACCAACCCCUGAAGAGCUGCCAUCAUGCUAUGAAGGCACAGACUGGUCAGGCUGUACUCUUCAGGAGUUCAUGGAUUGCCCAUAUAACUUAGCUAACAAUCGCCAAGUGAGGAUGUUGGCUGAUCUAAGCUUGGUAGGCUGCUAUAAUAUGUCCUUCAUACCAGAAAACAAGCGAGCACAGAUACUGCUGGAAAGUGCCAAGAAAAAUCUCAGAGACAUGGCCUUUUUUGGCUUGACAGAAUUCCAGAGAAAAACACAGUAUUUGUUUGAGAGAACUUUCAAUCUAAAAUUUAUCAGGCCAUUCAUGCAGUAUAAUAGCACAAGAGCAGGUGGAGUGGAGGUGGACACCAAGACCAUACGGAGAAUUGAAGAACUUAAUGACUUGGACAUGCAGCUGUACGACUAUGCAAAAGAUCUCUUCCAACAGCGCUAUCAGUACAAGAGGCAGCUGGAGAGGAUGGAGCAGAGGAUAAAGAAUCGGGAAGAAAGGCUUCUUCACCGAUCGAAUGAAGCACUUCCCAGGGAAGAGACCGAAGAACAAGGACGGUUGCCUACCGAGGACUACAUGAGCCAUAUUAUAGAGAAGUGGUAGCAUUGAAAGAAUUUUAUACAAAAAAAUCCAAGAUAUUAGUGUUUCCAUUACAAAAGAACAUGGAAUUUAAAAAAAAACUUAUUUAAAACAAUCUGUAAAACAGAAAGUAGAAUGCUUCUUUAAACAAAGGGUCUUUUUACUGUUUCUUACAAGACCAAUGGGGUUCUUAAUAAAACAAAAUAAAAAUAAUAAAAAAGUGA